AUGUCUCGUGAGUUCGAGAUGACAGACGUAGGGCUCAUGUCAUACUACUUGGGCCUAGUAGUGAAGCAGAUGGAGGAUGGAAUUUUUAUCUCUGAAGAAUGCUAUAAAAAAGAGAUAUUGAAGAAGUUCAACAUGCUCGAUUGCAACCCUGUUAACAUACGGAUGGAGAGUGGGACAAAAUUAUCCAAGCCAGAUAUACUCUUUGAAGUUGGAGUAGUAUGCCGCUUCAUGGAAGCUCCUAUCUCUACUCAUUUGAAAGUCACUCGAAGAAUUCUUCGUUGCCUAAAAGGUACGAUUGACUUUGGGUUAUUUUAUUCUUCUUCUAAUAAUUUUAACCUUAUGGGAUAUUGUGAUAGUGAUUAUGCGGGAGAUAUUGAUGAUAGAAAAAGUACAAUUGGUUUUGUAUUAUUCUUGGGUGAUUCUUUUAUUUCUUGGAGUUCAAAGAAACAAUCAGUGGUUACUCUCUCGACUUGUGAAGCAGAAUAUGUAGCAGCAACAUCUUGUACGUGUCAUGCUAUUUGGCUGAGAAGAUUAUUGAAGAAGCUCAAUUUGCCACAAAUUGAAGCUACAGAGAUUUGUAUCGACAACAAAUCCGCACAGACACUCGCGAAAAAUCCAGUGUAUCAUGAUUGA
Nicotiana attenuata is the source of this 633-nucleotide messenger RNA. RefSeq lists its product as uncharacterized. The transcript is spliced from 2 exons. NCBI's taxonomy places the organism in Eukaryota, Viridiplantae, Streptophyta, Magnoliopsida, Solanales, Solanaceae. The record is from RefSeq and is a predicted model, not a curated record. Bases 1 to 633 code for a protein of 210 amino acids.